Adineta steineri is the source of this 2199-nucleotide messenger RNA. The record is from the annotation of a GenBank genome assembly. Lineage: Eukaryota; Metazoa; Rotifera; Eurotatoria; Adinetida; Adinetidae.
AUGAAAUUUAAAGAUUAUUUAAAUUCUCUUGUAUCCAGACGUAAAUCUAGUACAUCUUCAAAAUCUCAUCAUCCGAUCAUACAUAAAAAGAAUACUCAAGAAUCAACAACAUCAGCUGAUUGCCAUUAUGAUAUAUGUGGCUAUGAAGAUAUAAAUGGUAUUGUUAGUAAUGAUCAGCAUACUCGUACUCAAAUAUUACUAGCUCGUCAUGCUGAAUUAGUUAAUACGAUAGUUGAAACACGAAUAUCCCAAGAGAAUACAUUUCCAUCAUGUUCUCAAUGUCGAGUUUCCCGUCAAUCAUCACCCAUGAUACCACCACCACCAUUACCACCACCUCUUCCGCCUAAAUUAUCAUUAGAACAACAAAUAACACUUUCAAAUCGUCAAUAUUCAAGUACAUUAGCAACAUGUAGUCCACACCGUGAAUGCCAGCAUCUACAGAAACAACCACAACAACAACAACUACUUUAUUAUCAAUCACCUUUAACAUCAUCACAAUAUCCAGGCACAAAUACAAAUAUUAAUUCAUCAAGCAGUAGUUCAUUAUGGACAACAACAACUGAAAGUUUAUCUAAAAAACAACGUUCAAGAAUUCGUACAAAUCCUUGGAUUAAUAAAUCAUCAACAAAUAAUCGACAAUCAACUUUUAUUGAAUCAUCACAUCUAUUCAAUCAUCAACCAUCACCAGAUUUAUCCUUAUCACAUCCUGAAUAUGGUAUUUAUGAUUCAACAUAUCGUACAUCACCGUCAGGUAUAACACAUUCAGAAUCAUUUCCACAAACAACAUCAAAUGGAAAUGUUCAUAUAAACAAUCCUUCAACUUCUUCUUCUUCUUCUCCUCCUCCUCCUCUUCCUCCAUCAGCACCAGCACCAACAACAUCAAGUGUUAUUCUACAUCAAAGUGAUAGUGGACAUGGAUUUUCUCUUUCGAGUUCAAGAGUUAUUAAUUCAUCAUUAUCAUCGACAUCAACAUCAUCUUCUUCUUCUUCAUCACCUUCAUCACCUCCGCCAAGUUCAUCAUCACCAGAUGAUACAAGUGCUGAUGGUAUUUUAUCAAAUAAUAAACAAUCUUAUCGUCAAAAGAAACUUAAAAAGAAAACUUUAUCAACAUCACCAUUAUCAAGAAAGAAAAGUCCAGCACGUAAUAUAAAUAUAGAACAAAAUUUUUGUUCCAACACAAUUUCUUCUGAUGGUGGUAGUCUAACAAGACGAACAAAAAGUAAGUCAAAAGAAGAAGAAGAAUUUAUUUCCAAAGAAUAUUAUAUUUCAAUUAUUCUAGCUCAUCAAAUACCUUCCACAAAUUCUGCUCAAUAUCGUUAUCAACGAUCAUUAGGUAUUAGAAAACCUAGUCCUAUUAAAACAUCAAUCGAUCGCAAACAUUCAAAACAGCAACAUUCACAUAGUUCAUCAUCUCAAUCAAUUGAUGAUCAUUUUUCAUUAGAAUUUGAAGAAAUACUUGAAAAUGAACGUUCAUGUAAACAACGAAAAGAUAAACAAUUUUCAACAAAAUCAAUUUCACCAACUAAAAGUCCAUUUAUACUUCCAUUAGAUGAAAUAAAUAAAAAAAAUACUUCUCCACCAUCACCCAUUGUAUUUACUUCAACAUUAACAAAAACAAAUUCACGUGCUAUUUUAAAACAUAUUGAAGAAAUUGAAAAUGAAAUUCGUUUAAUUAAAAAUUUAGAUAUUGCUAAUAAUGGUGAAGAUGAAGAAGUACAAGAACGUGAAGAAGAAGAAGAAGAUGACGAUGAAGAUGAAGAAUAUAUUAUUUCACCACAUGCUUAUCCUGAAGAAGAUAUUGAUUUAGAAGAUGAAAAUAAUAAUGAUAUAGAAGAAGUAGUAAUUCAAGAUGGACGACAAUCAAUUUAUGAUCAAGUUGAUCAAUGGGUUGAAAAAUGUUUAACAACAACAGCAACAACAACUAAUAAUAAUAAUAGUCCAUCUACACGUCUUCAUACAGAAUGUGAUCAUUUAUCUAAAACAAUAAAAGACUAUGUUGUAUGUGUAUGUCCGAAUGAUAAUCAACAAACUAUACCAAUACCAGAACAAACAACACAAUUAAUGACAGCAUUCUAUUUAAGUUCAAUACCAACUCGAACAACAAAACGAACAUCAUCAUUUAUUGCUGAGCCAGUAAAAUUAGAAGAAUCUCAAACAGUAACUCAACAUUUAAAAUCUAUACAUGAAUGUCCUUUUUAA